Molecule: messenger RNA, 12335 nt
Organism: Branchiostoma belcheri (Belcher's lancelet)
Lineage: Eukaryota; Metazoa; Chordata; Leptocardii; Amphioxiformes; Branchiostomatidae
Product: mucin-4-like
Exons: 11
Coding region: 385-10491 (3368 amino acids)
Biological process (GO): regulation of transcription by RNA polymerase II
Cellular component (GO): nucleus
Molecular function (GO): DNA binding; DNA-binding transcription factor activity, RNA polymerase II-specific
Source: RefSeq, a predicted model, not a curated record
ACUAAAAAGAUGUUGCAUUUAAAUUGUGUCGGUUCCUACUUUCUGCUGGCAGUGCUGCCCCUUUUGAUGCCCCCUCUCAAAAGUGGGUGAACGAGUCUAUCAUAUAACGUUAACUUAAUACAUUGUUGUACCUUUUGACAUUUACUAUAGUAGCUGUGUACCGACUCUCAAUGUCUAUAUAAAAUGACGACACGCAAUAUACAUCCGUACACAAACGAUCCGGGCUAUCUCUGCAUAUCACUGCAUAUAUGAUUCGUAACUAUAAGAAGACAUUUUAUCUCCAAUGGGAGACGUCCUUGAUCCAAUCAAGUCCAUUGUCCGCCGGCCCCCCUGGAAAAGUGGGCGUGUCCAGGAGUUCGCAGAAAGUUCAGGCACACAAACAAGAUGGCGGACGUGACUUGGUACAUGUCUGAGUCUGCCGAGGCUGUUGCGGAGGAGCUUUCCCGUCUCCUGUCCUCCCUAGAGGGCCGUGACGACGACGAGGAUGUCGCCGAGCAGUAUCUCGAGAAGUUCAGGGAGAUUGUUGAUGCCCACCUCCCAGAGGGACCAGUGACAGGUAUGGAGGAGGGGAUCGCUGUAAUACAGGCUGCAGUAGAGAAGUUUGUACAAGCCAGACAGAAUUUCAAUGAAGGACAAGCAUGUAUGCAGUGGCUAGCAUCCUCACUUGCAACGUUGUCUGCUCAGUAUGUAGUAGAUUUGAACUACCAGCAUCUGCCAGUGGAGGCCAAGGUGAAGUUUGUAGCCACUAUUUCUAUGGCCAACGAGCUGUUACAGCCAUUCGGCCACGAAGACUUCUUGGAGGUUCUACUGGCAGCACGGCAGCCUUGGCACCCUGUAUUUCUGAAGAUUAUGAAAGGAAAAGCAACUGACAUGAGUGAAGUGGACGUGUACCUUAGCCGUGAGCCCAGCCUGUUGAUGGAGUACCGGGUCAGGUCUCUACACGCCCACGGCGCGGUGGACGAUGCCUCCAUGCUGGCCCAGUCCUGCAUGAACCACCCCAGCCACAGGGACACCCUGUUCUUCAGGGAGAUGUUCCUGCUGUGUCAGUGGCAGGCAGGCAAGGUGGACAACAUCAAACGACAGGUUCAGUUCAUUGAGUGUGUGAAGCUGUACUUCAUUGUACAACACUACGUGGCGGAGGGGAUGUUGGAACUAGCUGCAACGAUCUCCUCUAGCUACUUGAUAUAUCAGUGGAAGAAAGGGGAAUACUGCUGCAAUAAGGAGCUGGUCAGACAAUGGUGCCAGAUACAACAUGCAGUAGAAAGCCCAGCCAACACCAUACUGGAUUCAGCCAGGACUCUUGCCUUUAAGAACGAUCCCAAAGUUCUCCACCUCCUAUAUUUUGCCGAAGCCCUGCACAAAGAGGUGGGGAAGGACUCCAUGCCACUUGUUGCUGACUUGCUGCUGAGGGCCGUCGACAUGGACAAGCCAGUCACGGACCCGUUCUUCCACCCCAACGCUCCCGAUGACAAGACAGCGUACCACCACAGCGCCCCCACCAUCCUCAACUACAUGGCAGGGCUGCUGGAGGGUGACUAUGAAAUAAGGUUUGCCAGUGAGCUGACAUCCUUCUCCAUCAGUCCUGACCUGGACCAGUACUACUUGGUGGAAGCUGUUGCCAACCUACCUGAGGAGGUGCAGGGCACAGGGGUGAACCUGAGCAGGCACAAGAGGAGAGACAUCCUGAAGACCCUGCGCAAGCUGCGACCUCGCUCCUGUGGCCUCCACCCUGAGAUGUCCUGGCAGCAGCUCAAGCCACACAUGCUGAAACUACUGACUUCACAGGAGAGGAACAAACUCCUACAGGAACAUAUUGAGGCAGCAUGUGACAUAUCAGCCUUUGAUGAGGAAGUGGGAAAAUCUCCAUGUAAAGCCACAGUCUCCAAGCCCAGGCUGACAGAGAAGGAGCCAGUUUGUAACAUGUCGGAGUCUGAUGAUAAAGACAUGGUAGUUUUCAUCAGUGAUAGUGAUGAGGGGUCAUGUGGGCCCAUCAGUCCUAUCUACAGUGGGGCCAGGUAUGGACUGGAUUUUAUCACCCCUCCCAGGCCACCCAGAGCCAGUAGCAUUGUAGACAAUGUUGCCAAAGACAGUCCCUUUGUGGGAAAUGAGGAGGUGAUUAUCUGUGAGAACAGUGACACAAGUCCUGAAAAUAGAGACAAGCGGAAACAAAAAGUGUGCAUGGAAGAGGAGUCGAGUGUUUCACAGGAUGGCUGGUUGGAGUCAGUUGAAAAUGACACCGACAGGAGCACGCCUGGUGGCACAGGGGUUGUGAGCGUGGAUAAAAUGGUGGACACAGAUGACCUGAUGGGAAGGAUAAUCAAAGACCAGGAGGAAGCAGUCGCAGCCAGUAAGAACUCCAGUGUACUGAGCAAUGGUUUUGACGAGGGCAGGCAUCAGAAGGGCUCCAGUCAGGCAAACUACCGUAAACAGAAUCCUGCGGGGCAGGGUGUGAGAAAGUCACACAACAGCUGCAGGCACGUCACCCUACGCGACCUUCUGUGGAGAACAAAUCCAGAAGAUUUCGAUUUCACGACUAAAACCAACGAGGAAGCUGCCAGUGCAAUAUCUGUGUCACCAACAGAAGGAGGUUGUGGUGAAUGGCAGCAGCCGGUGGACAAAGAAGAUCAGUCUAUCAACCUGGCGUGUACAGGGACGCUAGACAUCAAUGGUUCUGUAGAGAACACUCCUAGCGAUGUUGUUAGGGUUGGCAGAAUGGAGGAGCUGCAACCAAAGUACGGCGGAACUCUUAGGGAGUGGGAAGGACUUGUUCCCCCAGAUCCUUUGAAUAACUACACCCAUUCCACCGAUCAAAGUGAUGAGAUUAUGUCUCGUCGGUCACCAGAAAAGGGAGACAUGUUUGACUUUAAUUUGUCUGGAGACUUGAUGGCUGAAAACGGCAGUGCUGACUCACUGAAAAUCAAGGUGGCUGACUUAGUGGACAGCAUGGACCAAGGAGGAUCAUGUGGUCCUGUUUUCUUGGUAGAUCUAGGGACCAGUAGUACCCCUGACAACACUGUAGCUGCUGCUGAACUGAGAAUGGUAGCACAACACGGCCAUCAGAAAUCAACACAUGAUAGUGUAGAGGCAGGAGGUGCCCCCAAUGGGAGCAACCGAUUGCAAAAUACAUCCCUUUCUAGGAAAAACAUUUUUGAAGCUAUUGCUGGUACAGCCAACGAUACAACCAGGAGGCAAGACGGGGGCCCUUUCCUUUUGCCUUCAUCCAAAGGUGAGACAGAAGUCCCCAAGGCAAAGAGGAGACCUUCAAAGCUGUCUCUGCAGCAAGUUCAACGAGAACUGGAUGCUUUUGACAGGUCUAGUUUACUAAGACUGCAGGAUCACCCUGACUUCAUGCAGACUGUUGCACCAGCACAUAGUUUUCACCCAACACUAAACUCGUGGAACAGCAGUGCUAGUAGCCUCAGUAGCAGGGGAGACACGGCCAGUAGUCAUGAAGGGUAUGAUGGGAGCAGUGAGUGCAGUACCGAGACUGGAGAGACAACAGGAGCUGGACUGUUUCCCAUCCAAGGUGCAAGCAAGCAGCAAAGGAUGCAAAGAAAUGCCUGGACAGCUUUUGGCUUCGAACAGAAUGAUAUCACUCAAGGAGCGGGUGGAAGGGAGGGACUAAUCUCCAAUGCAAAGAAGAAAGCUGGUCUAGAGCCAGCUGAGCUGAACAACAGGUCUUUGGGCAUGGGGGAUAAGAAGAGUGCUCCAACUGCAAAGCCAUUACAGUUCAACAAGCUGAGACAGAUGUUGAUGUCAGAUAGUAAAGAAACUGUACCUGAGUUUGGCCAGGAGAAGUACACUGACCAAAGUGGCACCAUGAGGCUGUCUGAGGAACAUACAGAUAAGACAGGACACUCAGACAUGUCACCCCUCAAGCAUCAAAGUGAGAGGACUAUUGGAGUCAAUACUGAUGAUGCCCGUAACACCGAUUUGGGGUACAUGAUGAGGAAAGAUGAACCAUUUUCCUUGAGUCUGCCAGAUUCAGACAGUAGGAUUAACCAAGUGACAGAAGUUAAAGGCAUACCAGAAAACAUCACAAGUGAAGAGCUGCUGCGCAUUCCACAGCCUAUGCUGACAACAAAGAGAAGAGGUAAAGGAAUGAUAGGAAUAAGGCCAGUGUCUAUCAAAAGGCAUGAGAACUACGCCUGCAAUUGCUGCGAGUUUCAUACGCGAUAUUUGAGCAACAUCAAAAGACACAUGGUCAGACAUGGUGAUGAUAGCAAUCGCUAUACGAGGGACAUUUCCUAUGUGUGCCAGUUUUGCCAAUUUUCAAGAAGCACCAGAAAGGAGUUGAUAGCUCAUAUGACAAGCACUCAUCAGCACAGCUUUCAAGACAGCUGGACACUGGAUCCUUGGACAACAGACAUGGCCUCUAGACAUGCAGAAGCUGCAGAGUUGGCCAUGACAGAAGACAGUUUUGUUGCACAAGAAGAGAUCAGCUUUGACCACCACUCUUUGGCAAAUAGUAGGGAUGCCUUUGUGGCUAUGUCUGACAUAAGUGUUGCAGAGGUUAAUGACUCCAAAUCCAAGGUGGGCACGAAGAAGAGAAAAGGAAAGUGUCCAAAGAACUUGGCAGAAAUACGAAAGAAAACCUGUGCAGAGCUGGCAGCAAAGGGCAUUCCACACCUGCAAGACACAACAAAUACGUUCAAAGAUAGUGGGAUCCAAAAGAGGCAGGAAUUAGAAACUAUGACAGUAGAGAAUUAUCAAGAGAGCGACAACUCUGCUUUGAUGAUGCCAGUACCAUCCAGAAAUGAUGUUAUAACUUGUACUGGUAACAUACUUACUCUGAGGCCAACACAGCAGCUGCCCCAAACAGCCUUCUGCAACUUCAGUUCGUCAAAGGAAGAAGACUUCACAACAUUGCUUCUGCAACCAUCAAGAGAUGCUAUGCUUGCUCUGCCAAGAGAGUUGCCAGAAGUACCUGAUCUAAAGCAAAAUGGUGGUGCCAGCACCAACAAAAUUCCAAUGUUCAGUCAUCAUGGCUUCAGUCCACCAGAGAUAAGGAUGUCACCCAUCGUGAGUCCACCUGUGAUGUCCGUGUUAAGUCCACCAACCACGUUUUCACCCACAGCAAAUACCAGUCCACCAAAGGGGUCAUCGCACGUGAGUCCAUCCAGGAGCAAAGAUGAAAACCAGAAUUUUGCACCCUCAACACUAAAACCUGCAUCCAAGAAAGAGGGCAAGAAGGACUACAAAGCAACGUUCUUGUAUAGUCUCCUCACAGAGAAGGAUGAAACAGAGAGUGUUUCAAAGAGUCCUGGAACUGAUCCAUUAAAGGAGAGUAGAAGCCACGAGUCUCUGGUUCCUCCGCUGUUGUUCCCACAGGACACGGAGGUCCCUGCAGCUGUGAUGCAGAGCAUGUCCCCUCCCUCCCUGCUGCCUCAGACUGCUUUUGCUGCUAACAUUCCCAACAGCUACAACUUUGCUACCACUUUUAGUCCUUACCAGAUUGGACUGCAGCCACCUGUUGGAUGCUACAAUGUCAGUAGUCUUCCCUUGGUGGGCACCCCCCAGUUGUAUGACAGAAAUGAGGGACAUUUUGUGCCUGUGGAGAAGAAGACACGCAGCAGGAAAGAGAAGAACAGUAACUCCAGGAAGCAGGGUGCUCCCAUUGUAAGUGCUGCUAUCCCACCAACGUUCCUAAACAUUCCCCGGCAUGCAAAGUACAGCUCCGUCAGCCAUGUGCCUCACAGCAGCCCUCUGCCCAGCAGCCACACCGGUAUCUCAACAUUUAGGCCUUCUCCGUCCCAAGGGAAAGCGGGCAAUCGGAGGUGGACACACGACCAACAUUCCCCAUAUAGGAGUGGGCUGCCAGAUGUACAACCAUACGGAGAACCUGGUGAAUUAUGGUGGCAGAGUCAGGCUUAUUGGUGGAACUCUCCACAGCCUGGCACAAACCCUGCUCACACCAGAAGCAAGCCUCCCAAAACCUCACGCUCGCCAGCCAGGCCAAAGAGUCAUACGGUGACCACAAAUGAGAUGCAGCCGCUAGACCUGAGGACGACUUCAAGCACCAGAAGUAGCCCUUCGGCUAACCAUGUGUGGGCUAGCCAUUAUGUCGGAACUGACAAUGAUACAGUUGGGCUACCUAUUGGGCAGUCCCAAAGACAACCUGUACAAAGUAAUGGGACAGCCUCAUCCCCCAUGAGCAUUGAUCAGGUACUGUUCUCACAUCAGGAACAAUCAGAAGGAUGCCCUCCUCCAACAGAAAAUGUACAGAUACAGGAAAGUGAAGAUGAAGGCCAAAGUCCUGCCAGAAAGCCUUUGUCUGUCCCAUACAUUCCGGUCCAUGAACACCACACUGUCACCAAUAAUAUAAAAGAGAAGGAUGAUAGGAGGUCAACUGUGACAACAUUCAGUACCUGUUAUCAAAGUGGAGAACUAACUAGUAUGGCAGAAUACUCAGAGAAAGCAAAGGAAAACUCUGUCAGUGUUGAGAAGAUUGAGACUACUGGAGUGACCUGUGGAAAUGCUGCUGUGGAGGUUAGGCAGGGAGACUCAGUUGAUGGGCAAGAAAGCCACAACCUGACACUUCAGAUGGCAGCAACUUGGAAUGAGGCCAACGGCAUUGUUAGUGCAACCUGUAAUGAUGCAGGCAACAUAAAAGUGGCUGGGGAUUCAGGUGCACCAGAAACUACAACAGAACAUGUUGGUGGUAGUUCAAUAACACUCAAUGACACCAAGGAAGCAAAUGUUGGUGGACUCAGUGCAAGAAAGGCACCAGAGGACACUGAUCCAGCUUAUAUCCCCUCAGGGCACUCUGAAUCUUCAGGUUCAGUUGCAUCAGACAGAGUGCUGAAAUUGUUUUCCUAUGCAGACAACUUUUCUGAUGAUGACGUCCUAGUACCUGAUAGCCAACUGACAAGCUGGUUGAACACGAAGGAAGGAUAUGAUGCUGACAAGACAGCCAAUGAGGUAGAACCUACUCAAAGUCCAUCAACCAAUGAUAAGCCUUCAGUUCAUGAUGUAAUCCCAUCGAGUGAGGUACAACUAACUGAAAGCUACAUUAGCAGUGAAGAAAGUUCUUCAGCAGAAAGCAGAAAAACAACAACUGAUACAGUAGCAGUUCAUGGGCCUUUGACGUAUGACCAAGACUUGUAUGUUGAUGCUGCUGUAGUAGAAAUGGAUGAUACUUUCAAGUCUGAUAGCUCAUCUGAUGUUCAACCACUAUACACUCGCAAGUUUGAGUCAGAUCACACCUCCAUUAAUGAAGCAAUACAGGCAUGCAAGGCUGAACCUGAAUGGACUUCCAACGUUGAGACUUGCAAGAUUGAACCCAAACAUACUUGCAAUGGGGAACUACAACACUCUUGUAAGACUGAACCAGAACACACAUGGAACGUUGAACCAGCACACUCUUGCAAGGCUGAAUUAAAACAUACGUGUGGUGCCUUGGAUAUGCAGGAAGCCACACAGAACAUUGCCCGACCAGUUAGUGAUACCUCAACAGAUGGCAAGGAUGCAGGAGUCAUUGGUAACAGUCAGGCAGUCUUGAAUGGUAAACAAAGCACUUCUACCAAGGGAGAGAAUUUGUGCUCUGCCCCAUUGCCCCAGGGGAAAACUCCAACAGCUAGGAAGCCAACAAGUCCAGAACCAGACCCUACAACUGAAGAUGAUGAGCCGAGCAUUCAUUAUACUGGCCAUGAACAGACUGAGACUAACAGUACUGGAUACAGGGGUCCUAUGACCAGAAAGAGAAUGUCAUCUGAUGCAAUACCGUCCAGCAAUAACUCAUCAGAGCAGAGAAAAAAGCUUAAGACAUCACAAGAUGAGACAGAAAUAUCUGUUGAAGCAGAAGGAGACAAUAGCAAAAGUAAGAUUCCCCCCAUGGUAUCUACUACUUCAACUGUAAUAAAGGAAGAACCUGUGUUACCUUCACUAGAGUCACUUGAAAGGAACAAACCCUUGAAAGGCCAGUUGAUGUCUACCCAAGAGAAGUCAGGGAGGAAGGGAAAAGCACGUAAAAUACUGCGUAAGAGUGUGUCUGCUGGUAGGAAGAAAGGAGCAAGUCCAACAGUGUCAAACAAGACAGUAGAGGCAGCGGCCAUCAGUGGUGACGCUCUCACAAGUGAGGUUUCAGGGGAGGGUCUGACAUCACAGCAAAGGGAAAAGUCAGUGACAAGUGAAGAAUCUGUAGGACUUGGUUUGUGUACAAAUGUCAAGGGAUCAAAAGAUACUAAAAGUGCAGAGUUAUUGGAGAGUGAUGCUUCACAUGAUUCAUGUGUGACCCCUCAGAACACAUCUGGAAGGAAAGAGAAAACAUCAAAAAGAUCUCCAAAGCGUAGAUCUGUAGGCAAAAUGAAAGUAGAAGAGAGUCCAUUCUCCUCUUCAAAGGAAGAGCUAGGCACUACCGAUGAGCUUGUAAGAGCUUCCAAGGAAGAUGCAUCAUCACACACACAGGAGCUUGAAGACUUAACACCUACAGAAUCCAAUGUAUCUGCGGAACCUUCUGAAAGCAAGGGUGAUCUGCAGAGUCUAGUAAUAUGUUCACAGAACAAUUUAGUACCAAAAGAAAAUGCAAAACAAGGUCAAAAGAGAGGCAGAUACACUGGUAGGAAGAGCAGAGCAGAGUCUGGUCCAAAGGAGACAACUGCUCUUACUGACAAAGAGUCAGGAAGCAAUGUUUCUGAAGACGAUUCAAGUACACGUAAGGCAUCUGUGGACAGGACAGAAGAAGAAAAGGUUUCCUCAUCACUAGGAAAUUCCAUGAAGAAAUCUACCAGUCUGAAAAGCAAGACAAAACCAUGGUCACCUUGCACAGACAAACCAGCAACUUCAGAAGCAUCAAAGAGCAAAGGAUCUUUGCAGAAGUCACCAGCCAUCAAAGAAGGUAAAAAAGUAAAGACAUCUAAAAGUCAACAAAAGGGCAGGCGUGUUGCGGAGAAGAAAUUAGAACAUCCCGCAUCUUCUUCAGAGGAAAAGCCAAAUCUUGGCACCACAGAUGAGUUUGCAAGUCAGACGUCUGAGGAUGAUACUCUGGCACCAAAAGGCAGACCUUUGGGAGGAGGAGAGCCCUACAAGCUCAAGAAGAAGGCUCCUUCUGUUCAAGGGAAAACUAUAAGGAGGAGAGUUGCUAGACAAAGAAUGAUGCAAAACUCUUGGUCAUCUGCAGAGGAAGAUACCGGUUCAGAGAUAAUGAGAAAUGAUCAGCCAUCUUCAACAGCCCAGGAACAGUUUGAAAUGACAAAGCAGACUGUUAAAAGACAACAAAAGAUGAGAUCUACUGGUAGGAGGAAAGUAACAGAUUCUAAAGUGUCUUCACCAGAGACGGUUUCAACUGUAAGUCCUGAACAUGACAGCAAGAGUUCUCAGGACACCACAUUCUCACAGCCACUGGAAGUGUCAACCCACUGUGAUGAGACCAGCAACCUCACGGGCAGUAUGGGGGCAGAAACACCAGCUUUGUCUCCAGGUACAGGUACAACAUCAGGUGAAGUAGUCACAUUGGAAGGUGGUAAACCUCAGAAAAAAAGCAAACCUCGUUUAUUGGUCAUAGAGAACAGUGCGAAAGCUACUGGCGCUCCCAGAAGGAGCUACAGGAAGAGGGUACCUUCCUGCAAGAUAAUGGGCAAGACAGUUGUUGUGUACAGCAAAGUUAGGUCACAUACCUCUGAAGAAAGUAGUAGGGAAGAAUCUGAUGAUAGCCACGUAUCAUUCAAUCCUCCAAGUACCAGGUGGACGUACAGCAGAGAAGAUAAGAAAAAGUACCAGGAAAAAUCAGUUCUGACUCAGGAGUCAGAGGUAAAAGGUACAGAGACAAUAGACCACCCAUCCUCUGAGUCAGUAGAGCUGGAGAUGCCAGUGUUGGAGGAACAAAACAUGAAUCCUGUUGGCAAUGACAUUCCUCACACAAAGCCAAGUGAAACACGAGUAGUGGAAAAAGGCACAACCAGGAGGCGGUUGCGAAGCGGUUCACCAACCGGUGUUUCUGUUACAGGAGGAACAGGAGAAACAAAAGCAAACAUCGCUGAUCCCAGUUUGAUGGAACAGGUAGACCCUUCCAGUGUAACCUCACAAAAGCCUAUGGCUACUAGGCAGAGGAGGAAAAGUUCUGUAGAUGACACACUAAAGUCUCUUUCACCUGAGAAAAGCUCAGUUCCAUUUCCAGGAGGGACUAAAAGAAAGACACCAAACAGUAAAAUGAUUGAUCCUGCCUCACCUAAAAAUGGAAAGAAAGUUGCAGGUUCUGCCAUGAACUCAGCAACUGGUCGAGCGUCAGGAAAAAGUGCCAAGUCUAAGCAGCAUUGUGCACCUGUCUCUACAGAUGGUAACAAAAGUAGAAAAAAACAAACCUCUGGGAACAAUAAGUCCUUCAAGAAGCCUACCCCAAGCUCUGCGACAAAAUCAACUGGAGUGAAGACUAAGGUCAAGAAAGGGAAACAAGAAGCUGCACCCCAGAAGAAGAAGUCAACAGGAGUUCCCAAGAGACUACUUGUCACCAAGGCAAAGUUGCCUCCUAAAAGUAGCAAGCCAAAGAAAAAAUGAUACAGCACCACUACCAGGAACGUAGCAAGAUGGAAGAAUACAGAGGCCCUGCAGGUUCAGCAUUACCUGUUUCAUUGUACACGUAAUUUAUGCAUUACUAACUUUCUUGAGCCAAUGCUUUAUCUAUUGCCAGUGAGAAAAGGCUUUCAGCUAUUCUAUGCUAUGCAGCAACGAGAGAUGUCAUUGAUCAGGGUACUUAGCUUAAAGUUUAUCAUAAACUAGGCCAAAGAAAUAUAAACUGUUUAUAUUUCUCUGGCCUAGUUUCAUUGUACUACAUGUAUAGUACAUUCUACGUUCCAGUAGUAUUUAUCACAUGUACGAGCUUUGUCAUUGUAAAAGUACCUCCUCUUUGUAGAGAGGGAACAAGAUCGAGUAAGAGGACUUUUAGAACUAGAGUUGUGCCAUCAAGGUGUCAGCAGAGGGUUUAGAAGUUUUCAUGUAGCAAGUUUGACAGUUAUACUGAACCAUUGUGCCUUGCAGUCCAUGACUAUUCAUGAAGGAUAAGGGAAAUAAGUGGGAGGUUUAGUGAUGAGACAGAAGAUGCUGCUGUUUAUCAUCCCCAGAAAACAUCUGGAUGUACAAAUUCUUGCCCAUAGUGAGAAUGAAAGAUGACAACUUGCCAAGGCUGUUUCAUCCACAUCUCAGGUAAACAUCUUUUUCACUGAUAAUAAGAGAAACUUCCGUCUAAUGUGGAAAUCUAAGUCAAAGGAGCAUUAAGAAAAAUUACAGCCAAGAAAUAUUACAGCCAAGAUACAUGUACCCAGUACAUAAGCAGCAAAAUUGCCAGAAGUUUUGAAAAAAGAUUGUAGUAGGCUCUGAGGCAGUGCUUUACAUACGGGAAAUUUAUUUAUUUUUUACUUUUGUUUUUCCUAUCCAAUAGCGUUGGUAAUGAAACGUUUAACAUGAGUUACAGGAAAUCCUCAAAUACAGGCUUUGUCAAAAAUAAUAGAAAAGGUUGUGAUGUGUGAAAAUGUUCACUCAAGUUCCUCUUGCAGGUCAACCCUUAUGUACAUGUAAAUGUUUUUCUAAUGUCCUUCAUCUUUUUUUCUAUAAACAUGCCUUUACAUAUUUUUUGUCAUUAUGCACCUGGUUCAGGUGUUUUUUUCCUGAAACAGAUAUUUAUUUUGUUUUUCCAUGUUGAUAUUUGUAUAUCUGAAUAUUUGUUGAAUUAUUCUACACUUUGUCAAGAGUAGCAACUGAAAUAAUUCGCAUGAUUGUCUGUGCUGGGUUAAGUGGCCAAAUUAUCUGUAGUAAACUUUAGCAUCAGUUUUCUUUGGAUAUUCUACUGUUACAACAAUAUCUAUCAAUAGUGUUAUAUAUGCUGGUAACUACUACUUUUGUUAGAUGUGGGUGCAUCACUUGUGUGUUAAUUCAUUCCUGCAUAAAUUAAGGGGAAAAAUCAGGAGUUAGAAUUAAGCCAAACAGUUCAUGUCUGUUGGCCCCUUAUCUUACUCAGUUACUGUUAGUUUCUUACUUUUUGACAGUUUGAGUAAUUUCAAGUUAACAUAACUCUUGCUGCUUAUGUAGCCCUGUGUACACUGGACCAAUGUGGUCCAUUGUAGAAAAUGGUUUCAAGCAAAGAACCUGUUUGUAUAUUUAUCAGUUUAUUUGAAAGUUAACUUUCAAUUUGGUUACAUUUUCUGUUAUGUUAAGACAUAAAAGCAUAUGUUAUAUGUUACUUGGUUGCAGUUGCCUCUGCAGUUGUGAGAGCUUUUUUAUAGUAUAUUAAGGCAAGGCAAAAUCAUAUGAGGAUAUAUAUAUUAUGUACUUCAAUCAAGUUUAACAUGUUCAUAGUGUUGUUUUUUUGCAAUAAAGGUUUAUCCUUCACAAUCAAUGGUUUUAAA